Molecule: messenger RNA, 7302 nt
Organism: Chelmon rostratus (copperband butterflyfish)
Lineage: Eukaryota; Metazoa; Chordata; Actinopteri; Chaetodontiformes; Chaetodontidae
Gene: bmp2k
Product: BMP2 inducible kinase
Exons: 16
Coding region: 818-4330 (1170 amino acids)
Biological process (GO): protein phosphorylation
Molecular function (GO): ATP binding; protein kinase activity
Source: RefSeq, a predicted model, not a curated record
ACGAGAAGUUUAAUGUUAGCGAAGCUCCACGAGAAUGACACAGAGGUGAGUGGAGAUACAGACGAACCUAACGAAAACGACUUUCCUCGAGGGUUUGUGAUAAGAAACGGAAGCUUACUUCGGGCUCCUAGCUUGUCACCCCACCUGCACCCAGGGUGGCUUGUCUUGAAGAGGAACCGCUGUGGCGGCUACCGAAGAUCGUUAGCCGCUAACUACCGCAGCUAGCAAGCUAACUAGCCGCUCGCCCGAGUGAAGUGAACAAGUCGCGGCGUGUGAUGCUAACGACGCCGAGGCUACUUUUGGAGGGCUUCUGAGUUGGAUAUAUUCCCGCGAGGGAUUCAUUGCCACCGGAGCUGGCGUUAUCAAUGCCGGUGCCAGCUACAUUGUUGUGCUUCUCCUCUUCGCUCUUCUCAUUGUUGGCGAAGCGUCCUGACUGCACACCGCUGAGUCCAUGCAUGCUAGCGACCGCUGCUGCCAGUUAGAGUGGUGUCACAUUAGCUAACGAACCCCACACCGUUUUUGUUUUUCACCGUUUGUGACUGGAUGCUGUCACUGCUAAGAGCUUUUGGGAGACCGACGGAGUAACUUAGUAUCAUCCCACUGUGACACCGGUAUAUUAACUGUACUUUCAUGUCGUAUCACCCGACAGCUAGUAGUCCCUCCAGAAGAACCAGACGCGGAGCAUGCAGGAGAAGAAAAGAUUUCAGAUAAGUAGAUAGGAGACGUCGGACACAACCGAAUUAAAUUGGACUGUGUGGCUCAUUUACCACCAAACAGGGUUUGUAUUUGGUGGCCGGACUGACAGAGAAAGUAAAGGAUGAAGAAGUUUUCCAGAAUGCCAAAGUCUGAGAGCGGCGGGCUCGGAGGGGCGUCCGGGUCCGGCUCCAGCUCCGGUGUCAGCAGCUACUUCGGGAAAGUGUUUGCAGUCGGCCGGUUUCAAGUCACCGUGGAAGAGCUUGUUGCAGAGGGAGGCUUCUCAGUGGUGUUUCUGGCACGUACACACAGCGGUGUCCGCUGCGCUCUCAAAAGGAUGUACGUCAACAACGUCCCGGACCUAAAUGUCUACAAGAGAGAGAUCACUAUCAUGAAGGAGCUGUCAGGCCAUAAGAACAUUGUUGGCUACCUGGACUCCACAAUCAAUGCAGUGUCAGACAGCGUCUGGGAGGUCCUGAUCCUCAUGGAAUACUGUAAAGCGGGUCAGGUGGUGAAACAGAUGAACCAGCGGUUGAAUGUGGGCUUCAGUGAAGCUGAGGUGCUGCACAUCUUCUGUGAUGCCUGCGAAGCCGUGGCCCGCCUUCACCAAUGCAAGACGCCCAUCAUCCACAGGGACCUCAAGGUUGAAAACAUCCUGCUAAAUGACCAGGGAAAUUAUGUGCUGUGUGACUUCGGCAGUGCUACACACAAGGUUUUGCUGCCACAGAAAGAUGGGGUGACUGCCGUGGAAGACGAGAUUAAGAAGUACACAACCCUUUCAUAUCGCUCGCCGGAGAUGAUUAACUUGUACGCAGGAAAAGCCAUCACCACUAAGGCUGAUAUCUGGGCACUUGGAUGCUUGUUGUACAAGCUGUGUUUCUUCGCACUUCCAUUUGGGGAGAGUCAAGUUGCCAUAUGUGACGGAACCUUUAUCGUUCCAGAUAACUCCAAAUUCUCCUUCAAGUUGCACUGUUUAAUCAGAUAUAUGCUCGAACCAGACCAGGAGAAGAGACCAGACAUUUACCAAGUGUCCUACUUUGCCUUCAAAUUAGCUGGAAAAGACUGUCCAGUGCCAAAUCUCUUUAACUCUCCCAUCCCCACGUCGCUCCCAGAGCCUCUAACAGCUAGUGAGGUCGCUGCUAAGAAAAGUAUGACGAAAGCCAGGAUAACGGACUCUGUUGGCCCAACGGAAACAUCAAUAGCUCCAAGGCAGAGGCCAAAAGCGGCAAACAGUAACGUCCUGCCCCUCGCUACUGUCACCCCUGUCAAGAUGACUGUGCCUUCAGCACCUGUCAGCAAUGGCCAGAAAGCUCCCACCCCUGGCUCAGGGCAGCCAUCCAUGCAGUCCCAGCCCAGCAGUCAGCAGCACAGAGUCCUGCAGCAGCUACAGCCUGGUGACCUGCGUCUACAGCAGCUACAACAGCAACAACAUCACCACCACCAACAAGCACUGCAGCAACAACAUAUUAGUGCUCAGCAACUCCAAUACCUCCAGUACCAACAGGCUGUGCAGCAGUCCCUCCAGCUUCAGCAGCAGCAGCAGGCCCUCCUUCAGCAGCAGCAGCAGCAGCAGCAGCAGCAGCAGCAAAUGAUGAUGCAGCCAAUGUACCAGCAGCAGGUUGCCCAGGCCCAGGCCCAGGCUCAGUAUGCAGCCAUGCUUCACCAGUACCAACAGGCUUUUGUCCAGCAGCAGCAGCAACAACAACAGCAUCACCAUCAUCAACAACAACAACAACAUCAGCAGCAGCAGCAGCCACAUCAUCCCGCUCAGCAGCCUCUCCCCUUUAUGUCCUCCCCUCUUGAGUUCCAGAUUCCGCUGGGUUCCUAUAACGUGACCACGCCCACUGCUGGAACUGGAGCGGGAACUGGACAAAUCGGGGGACCAUCACCUGUGGAUCCUUCAUACACUAACCCCAGUAGAAACCCCCUGCUUGCUUCAGAUGGGAUCACACCACCUUCUCAGAGCUGCAACAGUACAGUCAGUAACCCCCCAGAUAUGUCUGGCUGGAACCCUUUUGGAGAGGACAACUUCUCCAAGUUGACAGAGGAGGAGCUGAUUGACCGGGAGUUUGACAUGCUCAGAGCAAAGAAGCCAGUGGAGAGAACAGCCAGUGUGGAAACAGACCGACUGCAGCCUGCUACUUCCACUGCCAAGCCCCUGCCACCAGAGGACCUGUUCGGAUCAGUCCCUUUUGUGGCCAGCGCAGGUACCAGUGUGAAGGCUGAGCAGACCAACGAGGAAGUCGGUGUUUCUGCCCACGUUUCAACCUCUGCAGAGGAUCUGCAGCCGGUGGCGGCCAAGGAGCACAAACCAGGUAAAAAGAGCAACUGCAGACCAGGUGAAGAGUCUGACAGCGACUUUGAGUCCGACCCUCCUUCACCAAAAAGCAGCGAGGACGAAGAGCCAGACGAGGAAGAAGGCCUGAACAGCGAGCACGGUGAAGACACUGAGCCCGAGAAUAUAGGACAAAGGCCUCUGCUGAUGGACUCUGAGGAAGAGGGAGAGGAGGACGAAGAGAAACACAGCUCUGACUCGGACUACGAUGCCAGCAGGGUCAAGAACCGCUCAAAGAAAGCUCCGGCCGGUAAAGCAGCCUCAGCCGCCGCCACCAGGAGGAGUCCGCGGGGGGACUCUGGCACGACUCUGAUAACUCCUCCUGAGUCGCCCAGUGGAGCGAGAGCCGCUCCAGGUGUGGAUGCUGUGGAUGUCUUCGGUGCUGUUCCUUUCCUCGGAGGAGCAUCGCCUGUCGGGCCUCCAGAAAGCUUGGACAUCUUUGCCAAAGCGCCUUUCAGGCAAGUCAGCCACGAGGGGAGAGCUGCGGACGAGUUUGAUGUUUUCACCAAAGCGCCAUUCAACCGGAACCUCUCCAAGCCCGGCAAGAGCGGCAGCGAUGUUCCCAUGGGCCAAACGCCACCCAUCUCCCCUGAGGACAUCGACAUUUUCGGCUUCUCCCCUUUCCAGCCAGGCCCCACCGAACCGCCUCCCACCACCUCUAGAAGCGCAGAAGAUAUCUUCCAGCGGUCUUUUGAGGAGUCAGCCAGCCCUCAGCAACAGAGGCUGAAGCAGCGUAGCCUUCAGAAGCUGUCGUCACGCCAGAGAAAAACCAAGCAGGAGGCCACAGCAGGCGGCAGCAACGGCAAACGGCACCACGGUACGCCGACUGGAGGCCGCAAGACCAACAAGCCAACUUACCGCACCCCUGAAAGAGUCCGCAGACACAAGAAGGUUGGCCGAAGAGACUCACAGAGCAGCAACGAGUUCCUUAGCACCUCUGACUCUAAAGAGAACAUCAGCGUUGACAUAACCAUGGCUGAAGGGAAAGACAAAGGAGCUCUGCCGGCAGACGAGGCUCUUUUAGACCCGUUUGGAGCCAAACCUUUCCACCCUCAGGAAGGCAGCCGGCACGGCCAGUAUCAAGGACUCACUGACGGCAAGAACGACAUGGGCACAGCCAAUGGAAAGUCCUGGACAGGCUCUCUUCACGGUGCACUUGGAGAAAGCAGAACCAUUGAUGAUUUUGGGGCGGUGCCCUUCACAGAAAUGGUCAUCCACAGCGGACCUCAGCAGCAGCCGCCGCCAUCGCAGCCGGUGGAGCUCGACCCUUUUGGAGCUGCACCUUUUCCCUCGAAGCAGUGACUUUCUUUGCGUCUGCCCACUCUGCCUGUUGCUGUUAAAUAACCCCUGAGCUUUUUUUUGGGCUUGGGAACAUCUUCAACCAAUCAUGAAACGACAAGCUAACAUCCUAACGCUUCUUUUUUUAAAGAACAUUUUAAUACGCCUGUCAGUUUCAAUAACAAAAACCUAAAUCCUGUGGAGUAUGAGUAAUGUUUCCACGUAUCUUUCAGCUGUACCUGUUUGCUGAGAAGCCUUUAAUGCUGCAUCUUAACGCUUAUAAAGACAUUUGAACCGGGAGAAAUGAAAAACCCGCUUGAAAAUCGUACUGUGAUUAUAAGCUUAAUGUUUGACUGCUUGACUUGCUGCAAAAAGCUCUAUGGCCUGCCUUCUGAUCUACCAAUAUGUUUUUUUUUAGCACCACAAAGCCUUAUCUGAGCUGGGCUCCGCCUUGCUGCGCAGUACCUCGGAAACCACGACAUAGUCUGCCUACUUUGGCCUUUCAUGUCGGUGGAAUCAUUUGGGAGUUGACUUUAACCACUUUGUUUUGUCCCUGUUAGACUAUUCUCUAUGCAUAAUUUCACAGUAGUCUUUACGCAGCCAAAUGUGGCUGUCAUUUGUGUUGCAUUACACUUUGAAUACUAGAAGGGAUCUAAUUUUAUUGUACUUCCUUAAAAAGUCGGACCUGUUAAUUGUGUCAGGUUUAAAUUUAGGCUCUUAACUGUUUUCCUUUUUUUCUAGCAGUAAACUUCAAUGUAAGUACUGUUAACUUUCAUUUUAUGACGAUACAACUCAACACAUUCUGUUAGAAAUAAGAAAUAAAACACAAUAAAGACACAAAGCCACAUUAGAUCACUCGUCUAGGUUUGUGUUUUAAGACCUUUGAACCUUUCAGAAGCUGUACUGCUAUUUUCUCAGCAAUGUACAUGCUCCUAACAGUAUAAGUGGGAACUGCUCCCUCAUUUAAAGGAUAAGGCUGGCGGUGUUCCAUAUAGUUUGUUAUUGUCAACAAACACCAUGAAAAAACAAAACCAAAACCACAGUUAGUCCAUCUCUCAAUACUUUCUGACUUCCCUGCCCUGUCUGUGGCUCUCAGCCUCAAGUCCAUUUGGUUCCUGCUGAAGACAAAUCUUUACGUAUUCACUUUGUUGCUGGGAGAUGCUCUAGCUGAGAAGACUUCUACAUACCUGUGAAGCUGUGAAGCUAUAAAGCUACAGUCAGGAGACCUGGAUCUUAGCUUAGCAGAAGGACUGGAAAUGGAGGGACAUGGCUUGCCUGGCUGUGUCUGGGAGGUUGUUAUGUAACAGGAGCACUGACAUCUUCGUGUCCCUCUCUUCGUGUUUCCUGGCAACCCUAAUGGUGAUGACAAUAAUCCAGGGAGUUACUGCACACGGCCAAUAAAUAGUUAAGUCCAUGACCCCCUGUAGAAACACAACAGCUGUCGGGCAUGGCUAGGCUAGCGCCUUUCCAUCUGCUUCCAGUCUUUAUGCUAAGCUAACUAACUAAAUAUAUUUCUAUUUCUGUAAUUUUCUAAAACUGCUGGUCACUGAAGUUUUGACAAGCAUUACUCAGCCAGGAGGAAAAGUGCAUUUGUUAGAGACUGUGUUCAGCUGCCGAUGAAUACGUUGGUUGGUUUGGUUUGGUGCAGCAGGACGGUGCAUCUGGGAUUGAGUCAAGCUAAACUACACUGUGUGUUCAUGGUAAUGAAGAUGAUGAUGUCACCCAGUGCAAUAGUGCACUUCACUGAUGUGUUUUGAAUACAUUUUUUGACAACAGCUUGACGGCACAGAGGAAUCAGAUAUAUCUGGCUUUGGAUUGAUUCACACACUCACCAGCAGGAUCUGUUUGUGUUUGGUCAUUUCAUGUUAUUUGUUGACAAUAACAACAAUAUGGUGUAUCACCAGUUAUUCUCUAAAGUUUUAAUCCUUAAAAUUUCAGUCCUGGUCGAUCUAGUGACACCUGUAGUUACUGGUGGUAACAGCAAAUGUAGUUUAAUACUACAAGUCCCAGAAUUCAAGGGGCAACAGUACAAACUGUUCUUGUAUUAAUAAAAAAAAGUUAGGGAAUAGUUGGCCUUUUUCCAUCACUCCGUGAGCAACCGUGAUCUGAUUUUAUGCUACUCACAUGAGUCUGCAGACAGCAGGGUGCAGUGAAAGGAGUUUGUUACACUGCUGAGAAGUUGGAGGUGUGCAGCCUGUUCCCUGCAGCUCUUCAUCUAACAGCUCACUGUGGCUGCUCUCUUAUUCCAUCACUCCCUGCAGUGUUUCAAACUGAUCCGCUGUCAAAAAAUGCCCAAAAUGACAGUUGUUUUGUUUAGGAGAUGCAUUUUUGAUGAACAGUAGCAGUCAGUGCAAAGCUCACUGACACUUUGCAUUUCCUGUAACUACUUCAUAAUAAAAGUUGACUUGUGUUUCGCCAGUUAAAUGCUUUUAAUGUGAAGCUGCAGCAGUAGGAAAUGUUCAGUUUGCAUUAGCAGUAACUUAAUACAGCGUUUUUUUUUUCACGGGAAUGUCACCACCGACACCAAGUUAGUAAUACUGUAAAUACAGAAAUAUUGCAAGACUUUAAUCAGUGGACAGUAGGCUCAGCCACCGUUGUGUUAACUUAUUCCGCUAUAGAGCGGAUUUAUUUAACUGAAAAUGUUCAGGAUUAUAAUGUUAACACAGGUCUUUCCACUGCAGAAUGUGAAUUGGUGUAUUCAUAAAGGGAAAAACCAUUCAAGGCCAACAUUGAGAGAGCUGCCAAUAAAAUCAGGUCAUUUGCCUUCAUGAAUGCAUUCUUCAGCGCUGCAUUUCUUCCAUGAACUAGUUCUCCACAUCAGCAACUUUAAUCACUGCAUUCACCUACACAACCAUUAGCACGCUUGUUUGAAUUAAACCUGCAGGUUACUGUGUUUUCACCAGUGGAACCAUUUGAUAACAUGACUUUCUAUCAUUUUUUUUCUUCACAAGGGUAAAUCUUGUAUUUAUCAUGCUAUACUGCUGGUUGAUGCAAUA